GUAAAUAAAUGUGUAGUGAAAACAUUUCUUUAUCAAUACACAUCGAUCAGUAUCCAUACGAAGUUCUUCAAGAAUGUAGUUUAUAAAUAUUUCUAGGCAGAAACAGUAUAAAUUUGAAUUAUUCAUACAAAUAAGUUUUAUUCAUUUAUAUAUAAUCCUCGACAAACAAAAAACAAAAGAAAAAGGCUCGCAGCUUCAACAAAAUAAGUUAUAGACGCCGGAUAUAUCACGCUGCAUUUUCUCCUGAAAAAGAAAUUAGCUAAGAGACCUACCGGACAAUUCGUAAUUUAAAGUUUAAUACGGCAUGGAUUAAUAAGUUUAUUUUAUUUUCUUCUUCUUUAGUGUUGUUCAAGUUGCGAUAAUGAUUCCAUUAAUCGUGCAUUGGCGUGGCUAUAUAUUUAUUAUUCACCGGUUCUCUUAUGUGGCCAAUGUUAACUGUCUCUCAUUAUUAUACUAAUCUCUAACGAUCUUAUACAAAUAUAUUUGAAUAGAUAGUUAUAUCAAAAUAAUAUAUUAAUGUGUCGUGAAGGAACAAAGCUGGUCUCAGCUCUCAUUGUCGACCCCACAAGUUGACUGAUCGUGUUCAUCAUCAUGCAUGGCUUUGUAUUAUUUAUUUAAUUACGACUUGUUCUCGACACAAAUGAUUGUAGUUAGUUUAAGAAUCUCUUGAUUUCUCUUAUCAUCACCAAAUCUUCCUCAAAUCAUCGAGUACAUCUCCAACCUAUAUAUAGUUGCUCAAGAUCAAGAACUAUUAUAACAAAAAAAAACUAACUAGAAGAAUAAGAAGGGAGAAAGACAAGCAAGUGUUGAAGGUUAGAGAGAUGGACGUUUUUGUUGAUGGUGAAUUGGAGUCUCUCCUGGGGAUGUUCAACUUUGAUCAGUGUUCAUCAUCUAAGGAGGAAAAACCGCAAGAUGAGAUGCUUAGCCUCUCUAGCCUUUACAAUGGCCAUCUUCAUCACCAUCAUCAGAACGACGUCUUGUCUUCUGACCAACAUGCUUUCUUGAUUCCUGAUAUGUUCCCAUUUGGCGUGAUGCCGGGAGGGAAUCUUCCGACCAUGCUUGAUUCUUGGGAUCAAAAUCACUUCCAAGAAACGGCAACGCUUAAGAGGAAACUACUUAACGUAGAGAAUCCACACAACACUAACUCUAACUGUGACGUCACAAGACAUGAGCUUGUCAAACCCAAGAAAAAGCAGAGGGUAAACCAGGAAAGCAAUACAGCCGACGAAAGCAACACUAACUGGAGAGAUGGUCAGAGCCAAAGCAACAGUUCAGACGAUGAAAAGGCUUCGGUCACAAGUGUUAAAGGGAAAACAAGGGCCACGAAAGGGACAGCUACUGAUCCUCAAAGCCUUUAUGCUCGGAAACGAAGAGAGAAGAUUAACGAAAGGCUCAAGACACUACAAAACCUUGUACCGAACGGGACAAAAGUCGAUAUAAGCACGAUGCUUGAAGAAGCGGUCCAUUACGUGAAGUUCUUGCAGCUUCAAAUCAAGUUGUUGAGCUCAGAUGAGCUAUGGAUGUACGCACCAUUGGCUUACAAUGGGCUUGACAUGGGAUUCCAUCACAACCUUUUGUCUCGGCUUAUGUGAAGGACUUGUAAUACAAGUUAUACACAAUCUAAUUGUAAAGAAACCGAUUUAGAACAUAUGAAUCUCUUUAAUUGGGCCCUAUCAGAGAGAGGUCUACUUUUGGACGUACCACUUUCUCUUGUUGUUCAUUCUAAUAACUUUUGUUAUUCUUUAAACUUCUUUUUGUCUUUUUCCUCAUUAUGGUUCUAAGAACUUGGUACUUUUUAUUAAUGUAAUCAUGUUAUUAAAAUAUGAAAAAGUCAACUGGGACUAAUAAAAUAACAGUCUUUUUUUUCCCUCUGAAUUUGAUUGAUGAAACUGAGAACAUACGAGAUAAUAUCCAAAAGCCGGCGGAAACACAUUACAAUCCCCAGAAACAUAGACCAUAAACGGGAUUCUCAAACCCAAACAACGGGCAACAGAUACAACAACUACAACAAACACUAGAGGAGACUACACUCGUACAACCGAAACCGAAGACAAUCCUUGUGAAGGAUAAUAGAAAUAAGUCGUCCAAUCAUUGAACAGCCGGCACUUUUGCCAAGAACCAACCAAGCACAAGAGAGAGUAAGCGAUGAAGUGGCCAACAUAACAGCAUCGGACCACAAAUACCUGAACCAUCAGUUCACGGUACCAAGCCAGAACCAAUACGCCUAACAAGAAACUCCAAAUCUAUAAGAGACAAACACUCGAAACUAAAGCUUCCUCCUCAAGCGAACCUUCCUCGGAAAGCCUAAAAUCUCAACUUCAUUAUACUGCUUCAUCGAAGCCACCGAAGACAGAGAGAAUCAGGAGAAAAUCCGGAAAUCACACUUAUUAAAAGACCGCGAGAAGGACUCCUUCAUGCCUGAGAGAUGGAGAGGUGCAAAGAACCCUGCAACUUCUGGAGAAUAUGUAAGAGAGAUAAGCUAAUAUAUCUGUUACCAAUUAAUUUUAAAUUAAAAACUCAUCUACAAUCUAUACAAUCAAACGAAAGCUAUAAUCAAUUCAGCCCAAAAUUGAUCCAUAGAUCAUCAGCCAAAUAUUCUGAAAAAAGGUUAAAAAUUUACCAUCUCAAAUGGGUUAUUAGAGAUAAUAUCUCACAUAGGAAAUUGUAAAAGAUGUUAUUACAAAUGCACUUGUUUGUGAGAAAGCAAAUCUAUACUAUACUAAAAGGAUAUAUGAGCCUUAGCUAGGCUAUCCACGUCAUUAGAUUAAAUCAACCAAUUAGAGAGCAGUACGAUGCCACAUCACUCCAGCUUUGUUGAAACCUUAUGUCUCAUCGUCUUCACCUUCUAUGUUUCUAUGUGUUUCUAACUUCUCUGAUUCUCAUCUGUAAGGUCGGGGACAACCUCAUAAAACCCUUUAUUUACUGCAACAAUCGAGACCAAGAAACUGUUGAGAAUCCCUCUGCUUUUCACUUAUUUAUACCCAUAUUCGCAUUCUCUUCCCCUCGCGCCGCAUCCAGGGCGACGCGUACAACCACAACCGCUCGACAAACCUCUGGAAGAUCGGAGGGCCUGACGAACAGCUACAGCCCCAAGAAGUUUCGAUCCAGGCACAAGAAGCUCUGCUUUGGGCCCACGACGAUGCCUGAUUGCGUCGUGUUGUUUGAUGCCGAGAGGAAGAGCUCGGUGAUUCUGGAGGCGGCGAAGCUUCAGAUUCCCGUGGUGGCGAUCGUGGAUCCGAAUGCGCCGUUGGAGUUCUUUGAGAAGAUUACGUAUCCUGUGCCGGCGCGUGACUCAGGUGAAGUUUGUGUAUUUGUUUUGUAAUGUGAUUACGAAGUGCUUUGUGGCGGAGCAGAUGAAGAUGGGGAUCGAAGAUGGGGGCAUGGUCAAGGACUCAGCUGCUUGAUUGAUUUGGUUAUGAUGAGUAACAAAGUUCGAAACUUUUUUUUUUAGUAUUGAAUAAUUGUUCUUCAGAAUUUGAAGUUCUGAGUGUUUAUUUUGCACAUUUGGAUGAUUUUGCUGAAAGGUUGUUCAUUUCUUGGAAAUGCUAUAUAGGAUAUUUGUAAGAAACAUGUUAGGUUUUAUGUCUAGCUAAAUGCCUUGGCUAUUCCAGUGUUAGACAAUGUAACCAGAGAUAUGGUUAAUACUUGGGAUAAGAACUCCUCCUGUGUAGACCCUCUUUACCAUAUAUGUUCUAUAUAUCCUUGACAUUGUUAAUGAAGCAAUGAGCUUGAUGUAGAUAACCAACUGUAUUGAAUAAUUGUUCAUCAAAAUUUGAAAAUCUGAGUGUUAUUUUGCAAUUAGGAAGUUUUGUAUGAGUCUUUUGUUCUUUGUCAAGUACAAACUUCUUAGACCAAUCCGUACAUGUCUAGAUCUUUGUAUGAGUCUUUUGUGAUCUUUGUAUGAGAAAGUUAUUUGUAUGAGAAAAUUCAAGAACAUGUAUAGAUUAUUUGUAAGAUCUGUGUAUGAGAAAGUUCGUUGUAUGUCUAGAUCUUUGUAUGUCUAGAUCUUUGUAUGAGAACAUUAGUCUAGACAUGUCCACUGGAUUAAUUAAUGAAUUCAAAUUUUAUUAACACUCAGGUUUCCUUUCUCCAAAAUUUGUUUUAGGGUUCUUCGAAAUUGGCUUUUCUAGGAAAAGCUUCCAUUGACUUUGCAGAAUUCCUUACAGAAGCAGACCCAUUAAUUGUAUCCCUUCCUCUCAAGUUUUCCAACUCUGGUUACGAUUGAGAAGAUCCAAAUAGGCAUUGAUUUAAGAUUUUUUAAGAUGAAAAUAAGGUCAAUACUUUCCAAAAAGGAUAGCUUCAGAUCAGCCUUCCGAGCAAUGAUUAUUUAUAGGGAUAUAACGAAGACGAAUUGAGCUUAGAUGCUAACAUGGCUUAGACUGUUGGUCUAGGAGGUUCAACUGAUUCCAUUGGUGAAUCACGUGGAUGGAUGGUUCGGAAGGGAAUGCACACUCGCCAGUUCCUGCAUCAAUAACGCAUUAUUGUUUUUUGACCCCACUAAUAUUCAAUCCUGGAUACAAAUCAAAAUGGAAGAAUAAAGUCCAAACCUCUCUAGGUGCCCAAAGGAGUUGGAACUGAUUCCAAUGAAGGGUUCGACCUCAGUAGAAUGAAACGUCCCAUGCUUCGUCUCCACAAUCCUCAUCUCAAAAACAAGAUCCGUGGACGUAGCAGAUAUUGGAAAGAACUGGUGCUGACAAAAGGUUCAUAUAUUGUAUUUGGGUAAAAGAACAUGAUGAUUAUGAGUUUGUCACGGAAUCUCAUUGUCAGAUGUAGUCAACUUCUUGGAUGGUUUUGGGGGAAAGCUUACGAAGUCCCAAGCUAAGCAAAUAGCAGCGACCCAUGUCUACUUUGACAAACAUACAGCAGCUGGCAAGAGCUUUUUCAGAGGCAUGUAUAUUUGACAUCAUCCAUUUUGUAGUUGAGAAGCUAUACCAGACUUUUAAACAUUUUAUCAGUUCGAAAUACCAAUGUACAAUGCAUUAGGUUGGAGUCUAAUGCCAACACUAACCCAGGAGCUGCUCUGUUCAGUCGUGUUUUUGCAAAGAUAUAUUGGGAAUGUGUUAUCACCUAUGCACCUCUGCCUUAUUAGUUGACCAUAAAGAUAACCACAAUGGUUCUGUCAUAAAAGGGAGGCAAUGGUGAAUCUGGUGACGAUAUGCCUGGAGUGGCGUCAGUGACUUCCAAACCCCACGUUGGUUACUGACAAGGCAGCUGACUCGACUGGUGGCCCAAGUGUAGGUGGUAAAUCAUCCACCAAGAUGUUGCUCUCACCUGGCUCCAAUGCAACCAAGAAAGUCCCGCAUGGCUUAAAAUCCGAGAGGAUUCACUUUUUUCCCCAACCCCAGCUUCUAAAAUAAUGCAACAGCAGCUGGUUUUCUUUUUUCCAUUUCGUCCCCACACAGCUUAAACGUAUUUUCACAUUUCAGUUAACUUUAGUAUAAUUUUAUUUCAAGCUCAUAAACUUCUGGUC
Molecule: messenger RNA, 5470 nt
Organism: Brassica napus (rape)
Lineage: Eukaryota; Viridiplantae; Streptophyta; Magnoliopsida; Brassicales; Brassicaceae
Product: transcription factor RSL3
Exons: 11
Coding region: 822-1592 (256 amino acids)
Biological process (GO): regulation of transcription by RNA polymerase II
Cellular component (GO): nucleus
Molecular function (GO): RNA polymerase II cis-regulatory region sequence-specific DNA binding; protein dimerization activity; DNA-binding transcription factor activity, RNA polymerase II-specific
Source: RefSeq, a predicted model, not a curated record